Molecule: messenger RNA, 1404 nt
Organism: Fonsecaea multimorphosa CBS 102226
Lineage: Eukaryota; Fungi; Ascomycota; Eurotiomycetes; Chaetothyriales; Herpotrichiellaceae
Exons: 1
Coding region: 1-1404 (467 amino acids)
Cellular component (GO): cytoplasm
Molecular function (GO): ATP hydrolysis activity; ATP binding; kinase activity
Source: RefSeq, a predicted model, not a curated record
AUGUCGGGCUCUACAGAUAUCAGCAAUCUCUCCAUGCUCGCAUCUGCGCGGAAAGCGGCAGCAGCUGGAGAGAUACCUCAGAAAGCACACUACUCCCCACCAUGGGCGGACAUGAGCAUAAUUGGGAUAGCUGGAUCUUCGGGCUCCGGCAAGACAAGUCUGGCGGUGGAGAUCGUGCAGUCUUUGAAUCUGCCCUGGGUCAUCAUCUUGUCUAUUGACUCAUUCUACAAGUCGUUAACGCCGGAGCAAAACGCCUUGGCACAUCGAAAUGAGUACGAUCUCGACUCGCCAGAAUCAAUCGACUUUGAUCUCCUGGUGGAGAAAUUGAUAGAUCUCAAGCACGGGAAAAGAACCGACAUACCGGUAUACUCUUUCCAGCAACAUCAGAGGUUGGACAAGACCGUCUCCAUAUACUCGCCGCACGUUGUGAUCCUCGAAGGGAUUCUGGCCUUGAACGAUCCACGUGUGCUCGACCUCCUGGACAUGAAGAUCUUCGUCGAAGCAGAUCCCGAUCUCUGUCUGUCAAGGCGGAUCGUGCGUGACGUGAGAGAGCGAGGUCGAACCAUUGAAGGUGUCAUCAAACAGUGGUUCAGAUAUGUUAAGCCCGUCUUCCAGAAAUAUGUUGAUCCGCAAAGAGAGAUUGCCGACCUGAUUGUACCCCGAGGUAUGCAGAACAAAAUGGCCAUCCAAAUGAUCGUCAACCAGACUAGACAAAUCCUGAAGGAGAAGUCCAUCAAGCACAACGCAGAGUUGGAAAAGCUGGGCCAGCAAGUUGAAGAUUACACCCUCUCCGAGAACGUCAUGGUCCUUGGCGAGACACCACAAGUUGUCGGCGUGUCAACGAUCCUGCGAAACCCCAUAACUGACCAGGUCGAUUUCGUCUUCUACUUUGACAGACUGACAGCUCUUUUGAUCGAGAAAGCUCUCGACUGCCACAACUAUAUCGCCACGGACAUCACAACUGCGACAGACUGUAAAUACUCUGGUCUCAAAUCAGCCGGCAAAGUGUCUGCCGUGGUCAUUCUUCGAGGCGGAAGCUGUAUGGAGACAGGGCUCAAGCGAACAAUUCCUGAUUGCCUGACAGGUCGACUACUCAUCCAAUCCAACCUCCGUACCGGUGAACCAGAACUGCACUAUCUCAAGCUAUUCCCUGAUCUGGCGCAACACGAAACAAUCAUGCUUCUGGACCCGCAGAUGUCGAGUGGCGGAGCGGCGCUGAUGGCCGUCAAGGUUUUGGUGGACCACGGGGUCGCUGAGCAAAGAAUUGUCUUUGUGACGUGCAUGGCUGGGCGACGGGGUCUCAAGAGGCUGAUGACGGUGUUUCCCAAGAUCAAGGUGGUGGUAGCCAGGAUUGUCGAAGAUAAUGAGAAGAGGUGGAUGGAGGAGAGAUAUUUUGGCUGCUAG